CUGAGCUGAGUUGCAGGGAAAAGGCAGAGAGGGGUUGAGAGAAGCGAUUGUUGCAACGUGCGCUGAUAAGAGGAAGUGGGCUGGAGGUGAAGGGUGGGAGGUGGUCAAGUGCGGCGUGUGCACAGCUUUCUCUCCAGGUUAUCUUCACAACAACCUUGUGACGUAGACUCUUAAUGCAGAGGACAGUCGCUGUCCUUGGCGGAGGGGUGAGUGGGCUUGCAGCAUGCUACUACCUGGCCAGAAGCUCCCAGGCGCCCAAGGUAAUCCUGUUAGAAAGCAGCAGCCGUCUUGGAGGUUGGAUCCAUUCCACGUGCACAGAGGACGGGGCAGUUUUUGAACAUGGGCCCCGAGGAAUCCGUCCUGCGGGGGCUGUGGGAAAGAACACCCUUCUUAUGGUCUCUGAACUUGGACUCGAAGGGGACGUGCUGCCUGUCCCCGGCAAUCACCCAGCUUCCAAGAACCGCUUUCUCUAUGUUCGUGGGGCCCUGCAUAAACUCCCUUCAAGUAUUGGCGGUUUUGUGCGGACCGUGCCACCGUUCACCCGUCCUCUGGCCUGGAGCAUGCUGAAAGAGCUGAUGACCCCUCGCGGUUCCAAAACAGAUGAGUCCAUCCACGCCUUCGCGAUGCGUCGUUUUGGCCAGGAGCUGGCUGACAUCCUCGUCGACAGCCUGUGCCGGGGUGUGUUUGCCGGAGACUGCCGGACGCUGAGCAUGCGCUCUUGCUUCCCGGCGGUGUUCCAGGCCGAGCGGAUGCACCGUUCUGUCAUCGUGGGCAUGGCCCUUGGCGGAGAGAAAAGCCCCCCCUUGGACUCUCCGCUAAUUUACAGGGCCUGCGAAGAGGGUUGGAGCCAGUGGUCGCUGCGUGCGGGCAUGCAGUCUUUGCCCAAAGCCCUGGAGGACUUUGUCAGGCGGCGCGGGGUGGAGAUUCACUGUGGUGCCCCUGUGAGGCGGCUGGAGAGAGCUGCAUCUGGCUCCUGGAGGAUAGCGCUGGAGGAUGGUGUUGUGGAGGCGGAUCACGUGAUCAGUGCUUUGCCCGCCAAAGCUCUUUCGAGGUUGCUCCCCGGCUGGGCUGAACCACUUUCCCGAGAACUGCUGGCCAUCCAAGCCGUUUCUGUUGGGGUGGUGAACCUGCAGUAUAAAAAUGUGGCGCUCCCCGUCACGGGAUUUGGGCAUUUGGUACCGGCCUUUGAGGACAGCUCACUGCUAGGCAUUGUUUAUGACUCUGUCGCCUUUCCCGAGCAGGAUGGUUCCAGUGGUCCUUCCACGCGCCUGACGGUGAUGUUGGGCGGUGCGUGGUUCACAUCAGGUCUUGGUGAUCCAGACACGGUCUCCCACGCUGUGCUGCUGAGUCGGGCCCAAGCAGCUGUUAAAGAGCACCUUGGGGUGUCUGCCGAGCCAUGUCGCACCAUCGUCAAGGUGCAGAAGGCCUGCAUCCCUCAGUACACCCUUGGCCACUGGAAACACAUUGAAAGUGCAGCCGCUUACCUGGAGCAGCAGAAGUUGCCUCUGAGCCUGGUUGGGGCCUCUUAUAAGGGUGUCUCCGUCAACGACUGCAUCUCCGGUUCCCGGACUGCCGUGAGCAAGCUUCUUGGCCACGGCUCCUGAGAGCGAGCGAGAAGGGGGAACGUGGCUUCUCCUUGGCUUGUGGGAUUCCUUUCCCAAAUUGCUCGUCCCUGCUGUUGGCCUUGGUUCUUGUCCUGCAAACUGCCCGGGACCGGAGAGGUCAACGCAUCUCUUGGCGCUAGACCCAGGCCUCUUGCAUUAAAUGGAGAAGAGGCGGUUGAGCUGGGUCUCCUUGGAACAGAGCUGCUCCUCCUAGCUGUAUCCACUGUGUCCGCAAGUACCAAACUCUCCAUGCCAAGAAGCAAGAGCACCAUCCAGAGAAGGCCUUGGUGAGGACUAGGCACAUGCCCCGUUGUGAUUGCAAAAGCAGGUGGCUUUCCCCUUGCAGCGUGCUGUUCCCCUGGCCCUGAAAGUGUUUCUUACUUUGCCUGAAGGUAGGUGGGAGGGUAUGUGUUGGUCCUGCUGUUGUCUGUGGGGUGAGGAGGGGUGUGUGACCCCUCCGACUCCUGGUAACUUCUGCAUAUAGUUGACUAGUGUACAGAUGUCUGCUAAUAAAAAACAAAACAAAACAGCCCUGUUCUUGGAGUUGGCA
This is a messenger RNA of Rhineura floridana, 2154 nucleotides long. It is a transcript of the gene PPOX, whose product is annotated as protoporphyrinogen oxidase. The transcript is spliced from 14 exons. Gene Ontology annotation, biological process: heme biosynthetic process. Gene Ontology annotation, cellular component: mitochondrial inner membrane. NCBI's taxonomy places the organism in Eukaryota, Metazoa, Chordata, Lepidosauria, Squamata, Rhineuridae. The record is from RefSeq and is a predicted model, not a curated record. Gene Ontology annotation, molecular function: protoporphyrinogen oxidase activity, oxygen as acceptor. Bases 174 to 1604 code for a protein of 476 amino acids.